Messenger RNA from Pseudocercospora fijiensis CIRAD86, 1164 nucleotides. RefSeq lists its product as uncharacterized. The record is from RefSeq and is a predicted model, not a curated record. The coding region runs from base 48 to 1109 and encodes 353 amino acids. The transcript has 2 exons. NCBI's taxonomy places the organism in Eukaryota, Fungi, Ascomycota, Dothideomycetes, Mycosphaerellales, Mycosphaerellaceae.
GCGAAGUCUCUCAGCCGCAAACAAGUCUACAGCGCCAAAGUCAUGGUAUGUGGUAUACAUAUAGGCGUGAAGGCGCUACAAGAGGUCAUACAUCUCAGCAAAAGCCAUCUCACCGCAAUCUACAAUCCGGCAUGGACACCGCUAUGAAAGAGCUUCACCCGUCCAUAGGUGCUUUCUCUGGAGCAUUUGUAUCAACAAGCGUCACUGACCAAGCUACGCUCAUCGAGCAAUGGGCAAGGCGGGUGGCCUUGUCACAAGAAGCACCUCAGCAAGACUUACUCAUCGCAUCACCAUACCUCAAAGCUCGAUCGAGCACUGCAAGCAGCGCACAUGACAGCGGCUAUGAGCCUCCACUAGAGGACAUCCCUUUCGAGCUGCACCUUGAGGUUUCUCCUGACGUUGACCCGGCACUAUAUUUCCUUCCGCCUCAGAAUAUCCACAAGGGGGAUCUGGAUUUGACUUCUGGUAAUGAUCCCAGAGCAUCCCUUCUGUCGAUGAGCAUCAACGAGCGAGGCUAUAGCGGCGUUGGACACAGGCCCCAGACAGCUCCCGGAAGAAUCUCAGACAUCUUAGCCUCAUCGACGCUCAGCACUAGGGCUAACCUUCGGGGUCGUAUCAAACAUGGCAGUACCCGUAUCAGUGCGUGCAUCACCGACUUCUGCCGGCCGUUAACGGGCUACCAAAACGCCCCGAGCUCAACCUCGAGCCUGUUCCUACGAGAUAUGCUUGACACCUUUCCGGCACCUCCACUACCCAGAAAUCUCGAGCGAGGUACAUCUCUUCCGGCUACUGAGAAGAUCGAGGAAGGAGAGCGGUGCGACCAGCCUCAGCCUGGGGAAACGAGAUUCCCGACAAGGAAAUCGACAAGAUCAUGCAUCAAAGGCAUCUUCAAGAACAUCAAGCAACGACUUUCAAUGAGAGAGGCCUUGGAGCCGGCCAGACAGUGUACGCAUCGAGGCUCAGUGAUGGAACGAGGGUCUGUCAUUGUCACGCCAUAUGAUGUGGUUGAGUGGAGGCAGAAUGGGAGGAGUGUUCGGUACUUGGUGUCUCCGAGGUUGAUGCGGGAUGGAAUGUUGUUGGCUUCGCAGACUUCGUUGACGCAUGGGUAGAAGCCCAUACUCAAGAUUGAAUGAACCAAGUGGAUGGUGAAAGUUCACGUCGUUU